CACAGCCGCACACACACCAGGGAAAGAAAUAGGCAAAUAUCAAACGGCCCUGAUCUCACUUUAAACCCCAUCAACACGGCACCACCAAAGAUCCUAGAUACAUACGUCGCUGCUUACACGACAUCGUAUCUCUCACGUGCUAUCCACCCUGUGCGCAUUUUAGCAUCACAGCCUCCAAAAACUCCACCUUCCCCUUCCCUUUCUCUCCCACUCGUAGCCCCGCAGAGACGACAAACGGAAAAUCAAUUCUAUCUCUUCGCAUAAAUUGUCACUAUUAUGAUGGGAAGUAACUUUCUUUAUCCACCGUCAAAACGACCAAUACAAUACAACGCAGCUGGAAUGCCCGACCCGAACCCGACAGCGAAUGGAUUAUCCAAUAAACGACCUAAACAACCUCCGGCUAAUCAAAAUGCAGCAGCGCCGUUACCUUUACCGCCAGGACACGUAUCGUUCCGAUUGCUCUGCCACGCGUCGAGAAUCGGUGGGAUAAUAGGAAAAUCAGGAACCAUAAUCAAGCAGUUACAGCAGCAAAGCGGAGCCAAGAUCCGAAUAGAAGAGUCUCCGGCAGAGUCAUCGGAUAGGGUUAUAACGGUAAUUGCAGAAGGUCAGAUUGUUUCCAAAGUAAGGGUUGAGAGUGAAGAAGUUGAUGUUUCGAGAGCACAGGAAGGUUUAAUUAGGGUUUUUGAGAGGAUUUUGGAAGUGGCCGCGGAGAGUGAUGGGAUAAAUGUGGUGGCUGGUGGAGGAGGUGUUGUUUCGUGUAGAAUGUUAGCUGGGUCGAAGCAGGCGGGUUCGGUUAUUGGGAAAGGAGGGAAAGUUGUUGAGAAGAUAAGGAAAGAUUGUGGUGUUAAAAUCAGGGUUUUGACUGAUAAAUUGCCCGUUUGUGCCGGACCUAAUGAGGAGAUGAUCGAGAUUGAGGGCGAUAUUUUAUCUGUAAAGAAAGCACUAAUUGCAGUUUCUCGCUGCCUUCAAGAUUGUCAACCAGUUGAUAAACCAAGGGUGGGUAGCAGCAAAUAUUUUGAGGCAGUUCCCCAAGAACCUUUGCCUGAAAUGCGUGUAGAGAUUGCCCCGCAGCGUAAUAUUAUGGUACCAACCAUGCAAAAUAAUGCCGUUAGUUGUGCUCCGGUGCCUCAUAAUUUUUUGUUAGAGACUGAUAGGGUUCCCUCCUUGGACAUGAAGUUGUUCCAACAGGAAGUGGUUUUCAAAAUUCUUUGUCCCAAUGACAUGGUUGGGGGUGUUAUUGGAAAGGGAGGCACCAUUAUCAAGGCUCUCCAGAAUGAAACGGGCGCUUCUAUUACUAUAGGAGCUACUAUAGCUGAGAGUGAUGAACGUCUGAUCACUGUUAUUGCUUCAGAGAAUCCAGAAUCUCGAUAUUCUGCUGCACAGAAGGCUGUUGUCCUUGUGUUCUCAAGGUCUGUGGAGGCUGGCACUGAGAAGGGACUAGAUUCAAGCUCAGGUAAGGGGUUCCCUUUUGCUGCCAGGCUUGUUGUACCAUCAAACCAGGUUGGUUGUUUGUUGGGAAAAGGAGGCAUUAUAAUUUCAGACAUGCGUAAGACAACUGGGACUAGCAUAAAAAUCUUAGCUGGUGACCAGCUUCCAAAGUGUGUACCAGAAAAUGAACAAGUGGUGCAGAUUUCAGGAGAUUUCAUGAAUGUGAAGGACGCAGUGUAUCAUGUAACUGGCAGACUCCGAGAUAACCUGUUCUCCAGUGCACUGAGUACUCCUGUUACAAGGAGCACUACUGUAAUAACCGAGGCUAGUCCCUAUGGAAGACUGAAGGAGCCAUUGAGGGAUGCCUUUAAGGAGCCAUUGAAUACCUUUAGAGAGCCGUUGGGAGAUGCAUUUAGGGAUCCUUUGAGGGCUGCAAUGAGGGGUCCUUUGAGGGAUGCAAGAAGGGACCCUUUGAGAGAUUCUUUUGGGGAUACAUUGAGGGAUCAGUUGAGGGAUACAUUGAAGGAGCCUCCAAGGGGUCCUGCCCCUUAUAAUUUGCACCCACCAAUUGGUGUUUCUCAUAGUUUAAAUCGACAUAAUACGCUUACACAGAGUAUGGAUCAUCUAGGACUUUCCCAUAGUUUAGAUGGCCCCAUCUCACCGAGGUUGUGGGCAUCACAGACAAUGGCUGGAAUAAAUCCGAGGGUUGUCCCAGAUGCCAGUAGAGGAUUUACUUCAUUUAAAGGUGGCUUAGAACUUGGCAGUGGAAGCAAAUCUGCUAUAGUGACGAACACAACUGUAGAGAUUAGAGUUCCUGAAAAUGUUAUUGGCUCUGUGUAUGGGGAGAAUGAUAGCAAUCUUACUCGUUUGAGACAGGACAAAAGGAUGUUGAUGAAUCAGGAAUAGCUGAGACAUUACUUGCAGACUGUAUUUUCCUCAUUCCCUGUGGCUAAACUAUUCUGGUCCAGGAAACCGAAACUUAGUUUCUAUCAAGCUUGCUCUUUUAUCAAGCUUGUUCUUUUGGGGUCAAGCCGGGGCUUCCUUUAUAUAGGCUCCUCUUCCCCUUUUGCUUUUUUUUUUUUUUCUUAAUAUUAUUAAUUAUAGGAUGCUUUUUAGACACAGAGUUGCUUUUGAUAUUUAAAACUCACAAUGCUGGCUACUUUAGAGUUUGCGACACCUUAAAUGAAUCUAGUUUUAAAUAUGAAGAAAAAAAGAGACUUAUUUUGAUGGUUUGAAAAGGUGUUCUACAUUAACAAUAAAAUCAGUGUAUCAAAUCCUGAUUCACUGAAACACAUAAAUUUUGAAAUAUAAACUUGAAUCAUAGUUGCCAUUAAAAAAAUUAAACUUAUAAUCUCCAUCAUUUUUGGCCAAAUUGUGAUGGUUGUAAAAACACUACAUUAAUUUGAUACCCCUUGGUAUAUCUACAACCAUUAGAAACUUGAUCAACAAACACAAAGUCUACAAUUUCAAUUCUACAAUCAUCAUACAAACAAACCAAACCCACAAAUCAAUAGAAAAUUCUUCUAGGCAGUCCCCAGUUAACUGCUAAUCACAUCACUGUAAUUUCUACAAUCAUCAUACCAAACAAACUUCAUAUCCACAAAUCAAUAAAAAUCCUUCUACACAAGCCAGUUAACUGCUAAUUACGCCAAGCGGGUAAAUACAUAUGCUUGGGAUAAUAAUGAAGAAAAACAGAAAAGGUCAAAGAAAAAAUUUGUGCAAUCCCAAUUCUAAAAUAUCCUACAAAAAGCAAAAUGGAACAAAACUUGGGAACUUUUAUCUUAAUGUUUUGAUAGUGAUUGUAACGAAGACAUGUACAUUCAGGAACUGAUUAGCCUAAAAUGAUAAAAUUGAGCAUGGAAAAUAUGUCAUCCUGAUGAGAUGGAUUUUUAUACUCUAUUUAAUUUAGUCCUGAUUCUUCUUUUAAAUACUAAUGAAGGCUAUAAUUAGUCCGAAAACUGUUUCAAUCUUGAAGCCAUUUUAUACAGAAUAUAUUAUUCUUAAACUCAACAGUCAGCUCAUCAUAUGAU
Messenger RNA from Ricinus communis (castor bean), 3458 nucleotides. Its product is annotated as KH domain-containing protein HEN4. Lineage: Eukaryota; Viridiplantae; Streptophyta; Magnoliopsida; Malpighiales; Euphorbiaceae. Bases 277 to 2334 code for a protein of 685 amino acids. The record is from RefSeq and is a predicted model, not a curated record. Gene Ontology annotation, cellular component: nucleus; cytoplasm. Gene Ontology annotation, molecular function: mRNA binding. Gene Ontology annotation, biological process: regulation of gene expression. The transcript has 7 exons.